This is a messenger RNA of Owenia fusiformis, 2432 nucleotides long. NCBI's taxonomy places the organism in Eukaryota, Metazoa, Annelida, Polychaeta, Sabellida, Oweniidae. The record is from the annotation of a GenBank genome assembly.
GUGUUUUCCGGUUUACAUGAUUUCAAAGAUUUUCCGAAGGAAAGUGUUGAACAGUGACUGAUAUGCAUCGUUCAUUCAAAUGACAAGUAUUUUCUUUUCAAAGUAACAUUAAUCUUAAAACGUAGAAGAAAAAAGACAACAUGGCACAUGGAGAUGGAAUCUCGAAGGACAUGUUCUACCAGAUCAGUCUACAGCAACAAGGAGGACUGAGGAGACCUACAACAGCUCCUAAAUGUCUAGAGGGGACAGGGAUAAAGGCACCUACGAUGUCCAGAACGGCCCAUACCACUGCAUAUACCACACAAAGAGAACAGAAAUACAUCCCUGGUCUUACGCAAGCUCCUCCCUCCUCAGCUUCCCUGCCCCCCACUCUAGCAACACAAACUCAAGGUAUCACGCAACAGCCAGCUAAAAGCACCCCUAAGAAAGUACCAAAAGCAUUGAUCGAUGCAUUCUUAAGUGGGAAGAAAAAUCCGGUGAGUGCAAUAAUGGAGUAUUCAUCCAUGGUGAGGUACACGACCACAUUUCAUGAAACCUCCGUUGAUCAUCCAUCCAUCGUGGACCGUUUUGCCAAUUAUUGUGAGAUAGAAGGCAUUGGUAAAUUCCCUCAGGGAACGGGGAAGACGAAGAAAGAAGCGAAAACAAAUGCGGCAAAGAUUGCAUUCACGGCACUCUUAGGUGUUGAAGAGGAUGAUGUUGAAGAUGAAAAAGAAUCUGGUAAAGUACUAUUUGAUUCUCAUGGACGUAAGAUUGUGAUGAAGAGCAAUGUUAAUGAGCCUAGCAGACCAGCCGUCCAAGAAGAAGAUACCAAUGAUGAAUACAUACCAGGUGCACAUGGGCAAAGUACAUCAAUCGCUGCCCUCAGUAAGAACCCAGUGUCUGUAUUACACGAAUAUUGUCAGUCUCGGAAGAAACCAUUUACAAUAGAAAUCGAGGACAUCCCAGGCCAAAGUGGGUUCUCUGCAACUGUACACAUAGAUGGCAUGCGUGUAGCUUCAGCUGCUGCACCAAAUAAAAAAGAUGCAAAAAGAGAGGCAGCUGAUGUAGCUGUGUCUAUACUUCUUGCUUAUGAUAAGCCAGAGGAAGUGAAAGAAGAACUCGGUCACUAUGACAAGAUGGCUGCUCUAAGUCACAGUUGUCUGCACAAACACCUCAUGGCAGUACCAGAACACUAUGCUGGACGCAAAAUCCUGGCUACAUUCAUCAUAAAAAGAACACCCAAUGAUGAUGGAGAAGUUGUUGCCAUGGGAACUGGUAAUACCUGUAUCACCGGAGACAGACUAAGCAUGGAUGGACGUACACUGAAUGACUGCCAUGCUGAGGUGAUUGCUAGAAGAUCUCUUUUAAGAUAUUUGCUCAAAGAAUUGAAAAUGUUCUACGAAGGGAGCAUAGUGCAUUCCAUUUUUGAGGAGAAAGAGGGCACCACUAAACUUGGACUAAAAGAGCAUAUCUCUUUUCAUCUUUACAUCAGUAAGGCUCCCUGUGGAGAUGCUGCCCUCUUUAGUCCAAGACAAGAAAAUCCUCUUAGUGAUGCUGAUUUAGAACUGAUGAACUCGGGUGCCCACUAUCCAACAUUUCAACAUGAUACGCAAGGGAACCUGAGAACAAAAAUAGAACUAGGUGCAGAAAAUGAGGAUGGUGAAGGUACAAUCCCAGUUGAUAAAAGCAGGCCUUACAUUCAGACCUGGGAUGGUAUCAUGCAUGGAGAAAGGCUGCGAACCAUGUCCUGUAGUGAUAAACUUCUACGCUGGAAUGUCUUGGGCUUACAAGGGGCCCUUCUCAGUCAUUUUGUGAGCCCUGUAUAUGUCAGCUCAAUAAGUAUAGGCUCUUUAUAUGAUCAUGGCCAUCUUACACGUGCAAUAUGCUGCCGUCUACCUGAUGAACUCACUCACCAGGUACCACCAAACAGUGGUUUUUAUUUGUCACAUCCGCAUGUAGGACGUGUCACUCAUUACGAUCCAUCCAGGGACGUUGAAAAAUCCAACACUUUAAGCAUAAACUGGUCUCACGAAGAUGACAAGGUUGAAGUCGUAGAUGCAAGGAUAGGGAAAAGCACACCAAGGUCCCCAUUUAGGACAAGUGCAUCAGGUGCUAGUAGACUCUGCAAGAUGGGAUUUUACCACAGGUUUAAAGAACUAGCUAAAUUAGCAAAAAGAUAUAAACUCCUUGAUGCCAAAAACUAUUAUGAAGCCAAAAUGAUGAACAAGGAUUACCAGACAACAAAACGGAUUUUAUUUAGUGUAAUAGAAAAUACAGGUUAUGUUGGGAAGAGUUGUCUUGGGGAUGAGUUGUCUUGGGAUGAGAUGUUUUGGUAUGAGAUGUCUUGGGAUGAGUUGUCUUGGGAUGAGAUGUCUUGGGAUGAGAUGUCUUGGGAUGAGCUGUCUUGGGAUGAGUUGCUUGGGGAUGAGUUGUCUUGGGAUGAGUUGUCUUAG